CAGAGCUUCAAGCGACCAUUUAAUUUAUUGCUAGUGAACGCUACCAAGCGGACUUCCGGUUCCGAAUAAUUGGCCGUCAGUGUCGCUCGAUUGUGAUGUCUCGCGAACGGAAGUUUAGUCGAGUUGACGGAUGUUGUUAAACAUCAAUUGCGAACAUCGGUUUCAAAUUGUUCUGCUACGCAUCGAAAAAACAUAGUUAAGCGUCACUUUUUUCAAAAAGUCAGUUUUUUAUGUCAGUGGUAUCGUGAAAGUAGGCUCCGCCUAUCAUGGUUAAAAUUACAAUUCUUACUCAUUUAUAAUGAAAAAUGAAUGUUUAAAAUUCCUAAUAUUGAGAAAAUUGAUCAAAUGCAAUAGAAAAAUGUAUGGAAAGUACUUUGCGGUGCCUGAAAUUUGUAAGAGAAGUUGAAUGCAUCACGAAAUACAAGGGAAGAAUACAAGCAAAGUGCUUUGCCGAUGACUUGCACGGCGUUGGCGUAUUCCACUUGUAUCGAUUGCAGCUGUCCAUUAUAUUUACAUAGGCAUCAUGUGUCCUUACACGAAUCUCAAGGAUCUAAAGGGUGGAAAGAUGUCAGAACUUAAGCUAAGCUUAAGCUAAAUGGAUUAAUGUUAGAAUUACUAGUGGUUACUGAAAUAAUGAUGAUCUACAGCAAACUUAUAUUAACUUCAAAGAGAUUAAAAUUAAAUGCCUUAAAUGUAACAAUAGUGUGGUUAGUUUGCCGGCAUGUCGACUAGCAAGGUGAAUGAGAGGCUCGAUGACGAAGAUUCAUGUGGAUCUGCACCUCACACUCGUCACGUUCAUAUUGAUCUACGAAUACCUCCAUUUGACGAAUUAUUCGAACCAAUUCAGAUUGUUUUAACGCGAAAUAUGAGCCGAAAAGGUCGUCGGUUCACUCAGUGUCCACGAUUCCAUCAAAGAAGGCAUCAUCACUGAGAACUAUGCGACUUCCGGUAUCGGAGCAAUCACAUCAGGAACAUCCAGAUGAACUACUCCAUUUAAAAACGUCACCAUUAAGGAUAAUUAAUGGUGAGCGUACGACGAUAGAAGAGUUUCCAUUUUUGGUGUCGCUUCAGAAAAAUGGGACUUUUUUCAAUCAUACUGUUGAACACUUCUGCUGUGGCAAUAUUAUCGAUCAAUUUUGGGUCGUCACAUCUGCCCAGUGCAUUAAGUCGAAAAGUGUUGAAGAUUUCCAAAUCAGAGCGGGAUCAACGAGCUAUUACAAGGAUGGUGAGGUGUAUAAACCAGCAGACAUUUUCGUGCACCCCAACUUUGUCGACGCUCGACAAGGCUUCGACCUUGCUCUGAUCAAAUUGUCUGCUCGCGUAACUUUCAGCGACAGAGUGCAGGCGAUCGAACUGCCAGAACCAGGCAAAGUUAUUGACGAUGAUAUUCAACUCAAUAUUGCCGGGUGGGGUUCAGUACAGCAAACACAAAGUGUGUCAGAUGGACUUCGUAAAACUCAAGUAACCAAAAUUAGUACGAAAAUAUGUGAGACUACUUAUGGAAAAGAUUCAAUUCCAGAUGAGGUUUUCUGCAUUUUUAGAAACGGUUAUGGUCCUUGUGUGGGAGAUACAGGUUCUGCAGCCGCAGCAAAUGGCACUCUCUUUGGUAUGGCAUCGUGGAGUGAUUCGUGUGGCUACGAAUAUCCCACUGCUUACACGAAUAUACCGGAACUGACGGAAUGGAUAAGAGAUGUGUCACAAGUUAAUCAAAGACAGAGCUCUUACGCUACAAAGAACACGGCUAACUUUGGUCUUAUCUCGACAAUGUUAGCACUGCAAUCACGGCAAUAUAUGUUUCCUUAAAGUGAGGAUAUUAUUUUUUAGGAAAACAUACUUAACGGUAAAAAUUAUUAGAGAAAGUAACAGCAAUGUUAAAUUAAGACAAAUAUGAGAAUUGAAAAUUUAAAUGGAUAGAUAAAUUGUCACUGUGCUAAAUGUAAGAUUAAAGUGUCCAUAACUUCAAAUGUCUCUUCAUGUUCUUCGCCGGACUGAAAAAAUC
Belonocnema kinseyi is the source of this 1999-nucleotide messenger RNA. RefSeq names its product trypsin-7-like. Gene Ontology annotation, biological process: proteolysis. The record is from RefSeq and is a predicted model, not a curated record. Bases 937 to 1803 code for a protein of 288 amino acids. Lineage: Eukaryota; Metazoa; Arthropoda; Insecta; Hymenoptera; Cynipidae. Gene Ontology annotation, molecular function: serine-type endopeptidase activity. The transcript has 10 exons.